This is a messenger RNA of Solea solea (common sole), 2946 nucleotides long. It is a transcript of the gene yrk, whose product is annotated as Yes-related kinase. The record is from RefSeq and is a predicted model, not a curated record. NCBI's taxonomy places the organism in Eukaryota, Metazoa, Chordata, Actinopteri, Pleuronectiformes, Soleidae. Gene Ontology annotation, molecular function: ATP binding; non-membrane spanning protein tyrosine kinase activity; signaling receptor binding. The transcript is spliced from 13 exons. Bases 216 to 1820 code for a protein of 534 amino acids. Gene Ontology annotation, cellular component: extrinsic component of cytoplasmic side of plasma membrane. Gene Ontology annotation, biological process: innate immune response; integrin-mediated signaling pathway; protein phosphorylation.
ACCUUUUCAUUUCACUGGCGGCAGAGGCUCGCCACAUUUCACCCCACGCCGUCCGCGCGAGCCUCCGGAUCCCAUCGAAGACCCUCACCUCCCGUCCACGGUGCGCGUGACUGCGGGAUUCACCGGGACAACGACGAGUUUUGUGCGCGUGGCAAUGGUGAUUGACAGAUGAUCUGACAAGGAAGACAUCAGACGCCGUCUCUGUGCCGGUUAUUAUGGGGUGUGCCUGUUGCAAGCAGAAGAAGUCUGCCAAAGCAGCGGCAGCAGCAGCAAUAGUAGAUGUUACAGAUCUGUCGCCUAGCAACGUAGACGGCGGGUCAUUCGCUGCCGCGACUCAGGGCCGCUACUGUUCUGAACCCAAUCACACCAUCCCAGACUUCAACCAGGGCUUUUCAUGCAGCACCAUCUUCCCCAACACCAGCACACACCAAAGACCUGGAGGCACGAGUGGUGGAGUCACUCUGUUUAUAGCUCUGUAUGAUUACGACGCUCGCACUGAAGAUGACCUCACUUUCCAGAAAGGAGAGAAAUUUCAGAUCAUCAACAAUACAGAGGGCGACUGGUGGGAGGCACGAUCUCUGGACACGGGCAGCUCCGGUUACAUCCCCUCCAACUAUGUGGCUCCUGUCGACUCCAUACAGGCUGAGGAGUGGUAUUUUGGGAAGAUGGGGAGGAAGGAUGCAGAGAGACAACUUCUGGGUCAUGGCAACCAGAGAGGAACUUUUCUCAUCCGAGAGAGUGAGACCACCAAAGGUGCUUACUCUCUGUCUAUCCGUGACUGGGACGACAACAAGGGAGACCACGUGAAGCAUUACAAGAUCCGCAAACUAGACAACGGUGGCUACUACAUCACCACGCGGUCACAGUUUGACACUGUUCCGCAGCUGGUCGAUCACUACAAAGAGAGAGCAGCAGGGCUGUGCUGCCGUUUGAUUGGCAGCUGUAAACGGGGCAUGCCUAAGCUGGCUGACUUAUCAGUGAAGACCAAGGAUAUGUGGGAGAUUCCUCGGGAAUCCCUCCAGCUGAUUAAGAAACUGGGCAACGGCCAGUUUGGAGAAGUCUGGAUGGGCAUGUGGAACGGCACCACCAAGGUAGCAGUGAAGACUCUGAAGCCAGGAACCAUGUCCCCCGAGGCCUUCCUGGAGGAGGCUCAAAUCAUGAAGAGACUGCGCCACGACAAACUGGUGCAGCUCUACGCCGUCGUCUCCGAGGAGCCAAUCUACAUUAUCACCGAGUUCAUGAGCCAAGGAAGCUUGUUGGACUUCUUGAAAGAUGGAGAGGGGCAAAACCUCAAGCUGCCUCAACUGGUGGACAUGGCUGCACAGAUUGCGGCUGGAAUGGCGUACAUCGAGAGGAUGAACUACAUCCACCGUGACCUGCGAGCAGCGAACAUCCUGGUCGGAGACAAUCUGGUGUGCAAGAUUGCAGACUUUGGCCUCGCCAGGCUCAUUGAGGACAAUGAGUACACUGCUCGACAAGGGGCGAAGUUCCCCAUCAAGUGGACGGCUCCAGAGGCAGCGCUGUAUGGACGCUUUACCAUCAAGUCAGAUGUCUGGAGCUUUGGCAUCCUACUAACAGAACUCAUCACCAAGGGACGUGUGCCGUACCCAGGCAUGAACAACCGUGAGGUGCUGGAGCAGGUGGAGAGGGGCUACAGGAUGCCCUGUGCCCCAGGCUGCCCUGCCUCGCUCCAUGAACUGAUGCUGCAGUGCUGGAGGCGGGAAGCUGAUGAGAGGCACACGUUCGAGUACCUGCAGUCCUUCCUGGAGGAUUACUUCACCGCUACAGAGCCGCAGUACCAGCCUGGAGAAAACCUGUGACCACACAUGGGUCACGGCAACGUGGAGCAAAGAUUCACCAGCAGAGACAGACAGACAGACAGACAGACAGACGGGGACACACAUACACUGACAGGCGUAUCAUAGUGCAUGCACAUGCUGUCAUUGUAUUUGUUGCUCACACACUGUACACACACACACACACACAUAUGAAGAUACAUAUCAUUGCCUUGUUUAUUUGUUUAAAGAUAGUUUCCUCCCCUUUGGUCAUCGUUCACUGCAGCCUGUUCAGGACAGCUCAGUCAGCCGUGUUGAAGAGCAGAGUCGGAGCUCUGCUGGUCAGGCCUUGCAGUGAUGUGGCUUUACUCUGUAACCAUGACAACAAGGAACUGAAAGAAGAUGUAGAUGGUUGUGCUGAGGUGGUGGUGGUGGUGGGGGUUGGGGGGGAGUGGAGUCGGUACGUGAUCUAUUCAGCUACCACAUAUGUGUUGAUUUUUUUCUCUGAGAACAGUGUUUGAGUGGAUAAUCAGUUUGCCGGAGAUAGAACAUUGUGGAAUGUGACUUCUGAAAACUGUCAGCAUGAACCUCGUGCACUCGUGUGCUAGCUGAGUAGAUUGUGUGCAGACGCCAGCGCUCUUAUAUAAGCUUUAGGAAGGAUGAUGCCCGUCAAAACUACUGAAUAUAAGUCUGUUUUAAACCUUAUUAUGUUAUUUAGAGAGAGAGAGAGAGAGAGAGAGGAAAAAAAGGUUUUUAACCUGAUCCCAGUCUGUCUCCUGACGGAAGCAGCUGGUUUCAGGCUUCCCACCGACACACACACACACACACACACACGCCCAGACGUGGUCAAACAAAGCGCUGUUUUAUAUUUAAAAUCUCAUUUUAGAUGCUGUCUUAACAAAGUGUGAGAGAUGGGCAUGGAGGAAUGUUCUUUUGUUUGUCUGUUCAUUUGUAUGACAAUUUUGUAUGAACUGUCUCCUCUGUUGUUUAAUUUAACACGGGCAUAUCUGUGCGUCACAAAGUCGUCUAUAUAACUAGUUAUAACGUGUAUACAUGUUUUCAGCCAUUGGGAGGGUGAAGUGUUACACAUGAAGGGGGACAUAUCAGUGUCACCACUAUGUUGAGAUUGUCCUGUCAUGCUAUUUUAAUAAAGAUACGAUUUCUUGUCCAA